AUGUGGUUGCCGACGCCGUCCGUCGAGAGCAUAACGCGGCCACGGCUGGCUGUGGCCGUAGUCUCUGCAGCGGCUGCGCUCUCAGCCGGAUACUAUGCAUACCAGGUCCGAUCGCAGAGUUUCGAACCCCUUCCAGGUGGUGGCCUACACAGGAGCAAUGCCGUACGACGUCCACGUCGGAACCGGAGAAAUGAGGAUGGAUCAAGCUCGUCAUCCGAGGCUGCAGGCGAUGAAAAUGUUAACAACGACACGACCCAACCCUUAGCCGAUGGCGAGACGAUAGUCGAUGGUGGAGAUGAAUGGUGGAACGAUCCAAGUUCCUUUCCUUCGAGUCAACGGACAGGACAUAAUAUUGUUACUCUCCUAUUUCGCGUCUCGGAGGAUAACGCUCGUAGGAACGGUUGCGUCCAUAGGGGUUGUCAGUGCAAUUCAUGCGGCAUGGUCCCUAUUCGAGGGGUUCGUUAUCGCUGCGCCAAUUGUGCCGACUUUGACCUAUGCGAAACUUGCGAAGCCCAAGGUGUCCACACCAAAACUCACAUCUUUUACAAAAUUCGGAUUCCCGCGCCGCCGUUUGGUCCCAGGCAAAUGCAACCAGUCUGGUACACAGGUGACCCAGAUACUUGCAGACGUACCUUGCCCCGCAGUCUGAUACCCAAAUUGUCGCAAGACACUGGUUUCGAGAGACCAGAGUUGGAAGCAUUUUGGGAACAAUGGACGUUCAUGGCUAAUUCAGAAUGGAGGGAUGACCCUGAUGAGCUUUGUGUCGCAAUGGAUCGCAAAACGUUUGAGCGAUGCCUCGUUCCUACAGGGGGCUCCCGCCAUGCUGCGCCAAACCUUAUUCAUGAUCGGAUGUUCUCCUUCUACGACUCCAAUAAUGACGACUUGAUUGGCUUCACCGAGUUUCUUCAUGGAUUAUCCUACCGUAAGCGAAAGGACAAGUUACGCAAGAUUUUCACCGGAUAUGACUUGGACAGUGAUGGAUAUGUUGAUCGGAAAGACUUCCUGCGCAUGUUCCGUGCUUAUUAUGUGCUUUACAAGCAAAUGCAUAAGGACAUUCUAGAUGGUCUGCAAGAUCAAUUACUUGCCAGUACUGAAGCUCAACAACUCGUUACCAGCCGUCAGCCACUGAGCAGUCUGUUCGGACGCGAAGGCAGAGUUCCUGCCGGUGACGGGCAUUUCCGCCAUGAAGGCAAGACGUAUCAUCGAAAUGGCAGUGUGGACAUUGCUGAAGGAUUCGAGAAUGUCGUUGCACCGGAUCGUGGAGAUACAGCAGCUCGAGGGGACAUCUUGACCAAUUUGUUUGCUUAUGACACUGAUCGUCGCUUUGGAAGACAUCUUCUUGCAAGGAACGACACGGAUAGCAACUGGCGAACGAUGCGUCGACUAAGCGGCAGCGAAAUUGACCGCACAUACUGGGUCGCACUUUUGGAACCACCGUCAACCCUGGAGGAACUUCCCGGCCUGAUUAUGGAAACUUUACACCCGGAGAUCGAGGAACCUUCUGAUGAUGAAGAUGAAGAUGGCGAAGCAGCCUCUGAGGGUGUUAAUGGAACCCGCAACGAGGAAAACGGCGUUGGAGGCCCUUCAAGGACAGAAAGUGAAAUCAGGGCAGAGACAGUUGCCAAGGACCGUAGCAGGGCUCCCAAACUUGAUAAGCGAAAACGAGAUAUGGCGCGAAAACAACUACACGAGAGAUGGCGGAGACGGCAAUUCUACCUCGAUGAAGAAGAAGGCGGAAUCGAGCCAGCUGACUGGCAAGGCAGUGAGGAUAUUCUUAGAGAUUUACGCCAAAUGGACGAGGAAUCAAGCAAAGACGAACAGCACGGCUCUACAGCGGCGGUAAACGGUUCGAAAGCCCGUUUUACCAAUGGCGAUGUCAGGGAAGACAGAGACUAUGACACGACAACUUCGCCCAGUAACGCUUCCGGGCAUCACUCGGGAGGGGGAAUACCUCAUGCUGAGCGCGAUGCAGGCAAAGAGAUUCUCUACCAAGUUACUCAGCAAGCCUUCAACGAACUGCUUGACACAAUAUUCAAGCAAGCGGAGGACCUUGCUGUAGAAGCAGCUGAAACAAAAGAUCAGCGAGAAAGGUACCAAGAUGUGUUAGAUACCAUCGAACUUGGUGAUGAUGAAAGUUCCAAAUCCGCAGGCGAGGGGAACGCUAAGGUCAGGUCUUCCACGGAUAGAAGCCUUGAGGAACUCCUUUCCGAGACCGGAUACACCAUUGCAUUGCCCGAAGGGCGAAAUGCCGUGGAAAUCAGUACCACAGUAGAGAUUAUCCACGAAGACGGAACAGCAGAACCAGCUCCCAAGCCAGAAACUGAGGAAGUCACUCCAGUCGCUCAGGAUCAAGACCAAGAUCCUACUCUACCCCAAUUCCGACCCGACUCAUCGGAUGACACGACUGCUUCUCCAGCUGGCUUAUACUACCCCAUUACGCAUCCUUCUUCCGACAGUUCAGAUAGCGAUAGUGUCGAUGAGGAACAAGAGACUGAUAGCGCCCCUACGUCAGACAUGCUACGACACUGGAAGCACUUGAGUAUUGCAGAGACCCAAGCUAUCAAGAGAGGCGGAUGGGGCAAGCUAAGCUUCGAUGAGUUCGAAGCUAUCUACAAAAGCCAGGAGCAUCAGGGCAACAGGCUAGACUACCUUGGAAGUUGGAUAGAUUUUUGCAUUCCCUAG
Messenger RNA from Fusarium graminearum PH-1, 2682 nucleotides. RefSeq lists its product as uncharacterized. NCBI's taxonomy places the organism in Eukaryota, Fungi, Ascomycota, Sordariomycetes, Hypocreales, Nectriaceae. The transcript has a single exon. The record is from RefSeq and is a predicted model, not a curated record. Gene Ontology annotation, molecular function: protein kinase C binding; K63-linked polyubiquitin modification-dependent protein binding; zinc ion binding. Gene Ontology annotation, biological process: mitophagy; aggrephagy; endosome organization. The coding region runs from base 1 to 2682 and encodes 893 amino acids. Gene Ontology annotation, cellular component: amphisome; aggresome.